Molecule: messenger RNA, 2260 nt
Organism: Protopterus annectens (West African lungfish)
Lineage: Eukaryota; Metazoa; Chordata; Ceratodontiformes; Protopteridae
Gene: EDNRA
Product: endothelin receptor type A
Exons: 9
Coding region: 730-2070 (446 amino acids)
Biological process (GO): regulation of blood pressure; enteric nervous system development; vasoconstriction
Cellular component (GO): membrane
Molecular function (GO): endothelin receptor activity
Source: RefSeq, a predicted model, not a curated record
UUAUUGGAGCAAUCUAAUGUUCAGCUGGAAGGAACGGGAGCAGCCGGUGGAAGCUGGAAAAGUCGUGUUUAUUGUAUUAGGAAGUUAGGAAGCCUUGUUUUCAGUUGUGUCCUGUCAGUGUGUAACCUGUCGUUGUGCAGUGUCUGUGGGUGCGAACAACAAGUUGGGAACAUGCAGUAAGGUACUGAUCCAAUCCCAGAUGUACAGAGUCCUCUCAAGUUCUUUGAGUUGUGAAACAGGACCCCGGAUGACAGGUUAGUGUGGGCAAAGGCAGGAAACCCGGGCAACACAGAAAGACCCUGCGUACCUCAAAGAGGUGCUGUUUGUCCGAAGGGGUCGAAGAAAAGGGCUGUGUACAAGUGUUGGGAAUUUGCCUGACGCGAAUGAUUGUAUUUUGUCAGAAGCCGGGACUUGCAGGAUCUGUGUGGUGCGUUGUGUAGCGGAUCUCUAAAAGUCGCAUAGGUACUUUGGGACAGACAUUUUGAAGUUGUACCCUACAGAUGUGGCAUAUUCUCGGCAUAUGCUCUCGAAUGUAACACUGGAAAACAUUUGAAGUUUUUUGUAUGCAUUUUCAGUAUUUACUUCAGAAAAGGUGAUUGAUGGAUACCGUUACCAUGCUCCGAAACUUCUAGCAGGGAUACUGACCUAAAGGAAAUCCACUGGUGAAGGAAUAUUGAUGCUGUAUAGUUCCUUAAGGACUUUUUCCUCUGGUUGCUAAGGAAUUUAAAAAUGGCCUUUCUUCUUUUCAACAUGUCUGUCAUCCUUUUGCUACUUUGCUGUGAGCUUUGCCACAGUUCAGAUGACAGCAAUGACACCAGAGACCAUCAGCUGAUCCAGAAGAGUCUCAGUGAGGUGACUGAUGUUCCCUACUCCAGCAGUGUCCUUAGGGAUCCAAUCACUCCACAGGAAGCUGCAACCUCAGAUGCUCUUAUGAAGUCCGAUUCUUCAAGUGCCAACAGAAGCAACACUCCUAACAGAAAACAACCCCCAAUCUGCUCUCAAAAAAUCCAGAUCAGCACUCUGUUUAAGUACAUCAACACGGUCAUAUCUUGCAUUAUUUUUGUCCUGGGGCUGGUAGGAAAUGCAACACUCCUCCGGAUCAUUUAUCACAAUAAGUGUAUGAGGAAUGGUCCUAAUGCACUAAUUGCCAGCCUGGCACUAGGAGAUCUUAUAUACAUUGUUAUCGAUAUCCCAAUCCAUGUUUUCAAGAUUCUAGCUCAGAGGCAUCCAUUUGAGUUCAGUCCAUUUGGAGAUUUUCUCUGCAAGCUGUUUCCAUUUCUACAGAAAGCCUCGGCAGGGGUUACAGUCCUCAAUCUUUGUGCUCUCAGUAUAGACAGAUAUCGUGCAGUAGCCUCCUGGAGCCGAGUGCAAGGAAUUGGCAUUCCUCUGACCACAGCUGUUGAAAUAGUAGUUAUUUGGAUGUUGUCUUUCACAUUAGCUGUUCCUGAAGCAGUAGGCUUUAAGAUGCAUAACCUGACACGUCAUAAUACAGAGCACAGAGUGUGUCUGCUACUUCCAACAUCAAAAGUCGUGCAGUACUACAUAGAUGCAAAAGAUUGGUGGUUAUUUGGCUUUUACUUCUGCAUGCCGCUUGUGUGCACUGGAAUAUUCUACACCCUGAUGACAUGUGAAAUGCUGAACAGGAGAAAUGACAGCAUACGAAUAGCCUUAAGUGAACACCUCAAACAGCGUCGUGAAGUUGCAAAAACAGUGUUCUGUUUGGUUCUGAUCUUUGCCCUUUGCUGGUUCCCUCUUCAUCUCAGUCGCAUAUUGAAGAAGACAGUAUAUGAUGAGACAGAUCCAGAUCGUUGUGAGCUACUCAGUUUCUUAUUACUGCUGGAUUAUAUCAGCCUUAACUUGGCAACAAUAAACUCUUGCAUCAACCCCAUUGCCUUGUACUUCGUGAGCAAAAAAUUCAAAAACUGUUUCCAGUCAUGUUUAUGCUGUUGGUGUCAGCCAAUGACGCUCAUGAACACUGUGCCAAUGAAUGGAACAAGUCAGCAGUGGAAAAACCAUGAACAGAACAACCACAAGUUAGAAUGCAGCAGUCGAAAGGCCAUUACAUACUGAGCAGGUCAAGAUAACAGACAAGAACAACAUUCAAGGCUGAGAAUGUCUAAACACUGCUAUUGCAUUGGAACAUUUAAAGUUUUCACAAGACAUUUGAAUCUUAAAAGUGGGCUUGUAUCUAAAAUCACUUCCAUCUUGUAUUCAGGUUUGCAAUGCUGCUACAAGAAAUUAAACUGUGUGACUGCUGGCA